CCGCCCCCCUCCCGGACACGCAGGAAGUCUCGCGAUGGAGGGAGGAGGCGGUGCACCCCCAGCAGUCCUUGAAGAAAACGAGUCACGAUGUGUCCCAGCUGCAAGUUGCGGAGCCGACGGUUCAAAGAGAAGCAGUUGGGGGUUCUUAUUUACCGGGAUUGUGGGCGGGACGCUGGUGGCCGUGUACGCCGUGGCCACACCAUUUCUAACGCCAGCCCUCCGAAAAAUUUGUCUGCCUUUUGUACCUGCAACUACGAAGCAGAUUGAAAAUGUUGUGAAAAUGUUGCACUGCAGAACAGGAUCCCUGGUCGACAUUGGCAGUGGCGACGGGCGUAUUGUGAUAGCAGCUGCAAAAGCAGGAUUCAGAGCCGUUGGUUAUGAAUUAAACCCAUGGCUGGUUUGGUACUCCAGAUACCGUGCUUGGAGAGAAGGGGUGCAGGACUCCGCCCAGUUUUAUAUUUCAGACUUAUGGAAGACAGGUGCAUGUCCGACGUCCCAUGUUCCUGCUGAGCCCAUUCGGCGUAUGGUGGAGCAGGGGAGGACGUGUGCAUCAGGGCACAGGUGGCUGAGGCCAACCACACGGCCACCAACUGGUCCCUGGACGAGUCACUGGAAUUUCGGACAGAUGACCCCUGGUUACUUUCUCGCAGUACUCGAACAUCAUUGUUUUCGGAGUGCCUCAGAUGGAAUUUAUUAUUGUUGAUUUCAUGCAAGUAUCCUAGUGUGGCAGUGAGACGUAAACACCGGGAUUGAGAAGCGUGGACGUGGGCAGGACACUCUGCUACAUAAGAAGACAUUGCUUACCCACAGGGUGCCGGGAAAACUGAGCAGGUCUGGGGGGGACUCAGCCCUGUGGGCAGCCCAGGAAGUGGAAAGACCAUUCUCCACAGUGUCUCCGGCCUGGGGGCAUGGAGGCCUCAUCCACAGGCCCCGGCCAAGGACGUCAUCGUGUCACAUCGAGGAGGUGUAUUGCUUGACUGAAUCCACCAUACAGGUCAGCAGAGGGCUGACCAGUCUGGGCACCUUGAACAGGAUGUGGGGACUGGCUGUGUGUGGGGAGGUCUUGGGGUUCCCUCGCAGCUGCAGUAACCCUGUCACAGCCCAUUCCUUGCCUGUGUGAGGCCUCUAUGGGGCUCGCGCUGUAACUACUUCCCUGGGGCCUUCACGACUGUGGUUCUUGGGAACAGGGACGUGGGUGCCUCACCAUCCUUGGGGCUGGGGCGCCUGCAGUCCCCUUGGCUCACAGCAAGUGCUCAAUAAAUGCUCACAGGAGAAGGACCUGGAGAGCAGUCCGGCAAGACAAAGAAAUUAAAGACCUCCAAAUGGUAAAGCAAUAAAACCAUCACUAUUUGCAGAUGACAUGAGAUAGAAAACCCUAUGAUUCCACCAAAAAACUGUUGGAACAGAUAAACAAAUUUCCUAAAGUUGUAGGAUAUAGAGUCAAUACGCAGAAUUAAAAAAAAAAAAAAAAAGAAAGAAUGAUUGGACAAACCGAACUCUUUUGCAGGGCUAUGUCUCUGGCUGGUGUUUAGGACGUUGGGUCCUGUGGACCGGGAGGCAGGGCUGGGGACUCAGGGCCGGCUGGCUAGAGAGUGCGGGAGGACGGGAGUGGCCGUCGCACAGGCAGGUGGUCAGAGCGGAGCCAGGCUGUGCGGUCCUGCAGGAACUGGGCUGGAAGCUUAGCUCCGCUGAACGGCAGCUCCAGCCUCCUAGUUCCUGGUAG
This is a messenger RNA of Mustela lutreola (European mink), 1723 nucleotides long. It is a transcript of the gene ATPSCKMT, whose product is annotated as ATP synthase c subunit lysine N-methyltransferase. Gene Ontology annotation, molecular function: protein-lysine N-methyltransferase activity. Bases 35 to 703 code for a protein of 222 amino acids. Gene Ontology annotation, cellular component: mitochondrion. Gene Ontology annotation, biological process: positive regulation of proton-transporting ATP synthase activity, rotational mechanism; regulation of mitochondrial ATP synthesis coupled proton transport; peptidyl-lysine trimethylation. The transcript is spliced from 6 exons. Lineage: Eukaryota; Metazoa; Chordata; Mammalia; Carnivora; Mustelidae. The record is from RefSeq and is a predicted model, not a curated record.